Molecule: messenger RNA, 2869 nt
Organism: Plectropomus leopardus (leopard coralgrouper)
Lineage: Eukaryota; Metazoa; Chordata; Actinopteri; Perciformes; Serranidae
Gene: smyd4
Product: SET and MYND domain containing 4
Biological process (GO): heart development
Cellular component (GO): nucleus; cytoplasm
Molecular function (GO): histone deacetylase binding
Source: RefSeq, a predicted model, not a curated record
CCGCAGCGAGCGGGCUUGAAACCAAAACAAACCCUAAACUGUCCUGCCAUGUGGUGUAUUUGUAGUUCGUGAUGGAUCUUCCUUGCACCCAGUGGCAAGAUCAUGUUGCCCAGAAAUUGAGCGGACUCGACCCCGAGUUAAAGGAAAAGUUUGCAUCCCUUCUUGAAAUAGAUGAUGUUUUCAAGUGUGCCCUAUCUCUGAUAAACCAAGAUGACCUGGACUUUGUGCAGUCCAUCUCUGCAGGAUACUCAGUAAAGAAGGACACAGAACAAGCAGCCAAAAGCAGGGAGAAGGGCAACUCUAGCUUCAAGGCCAGAGACUACACUGCAGCCGCUUUAUACUAUUCACAGGGCAUCUGUUUUGCUCCUCUAAGUUCAGAGCAGCUGUCUCUGUGCUAUGCCAACCGCUCUGCUGCGCUCUACCAUCUGCAGCAUUACCAGGAAUCCCUUGAUGACAUUGACAAAGCUCUAAAGAAUGGCUAUCCCUCUCAUCUUUUGCAUAAAAUAGAGGACCGUCGUGUACAAUGCUUCAAGCACUUCUCUGUAGGUCAAAAGGCAAAAGAGGAUCAUCACAGUCCUGCCUCAAAGAAUCAUAAAAACCCAGAUGGAGUGAAAAGGGCAUCUGCGGGACCUCUCACAUUUGGAAUUUGUCCUCGAGCUGCUGUUUGCUUCAGCUCAGAGAAAGGUCGACACCUUGUGGCUGCAGAGAGAAUAGCAGCAGGGGAGGUGAUCCUUCAUGACAGGCCAUACAGCUGUGUGCUUAUACCAGGGAUGGAGGAGGUGAAAGGGAAGGGAGCAGGGCAGGAGGCAGAGAGAGGAGUGAUGCUUGGAGUGGAGCACAGACGCUGUCACAGGUGUUUGACUGAAACACUGAGCCCUGUGCCAUGUGACGGGUGUAGCUACAGCCGGUACUGUUCAACUUCCUGUCAGCGAGAUGCCUGGGAGGAACAUCACCGCUGGGAGUGUCCACUGGCAGCUGAUCUUAUGAUGAUGGGUGUGAUGUCACACCUCGCUCUGAGGGUAACACUAAAAGCGGGGUUGAAAAACAUCCAAAUAGCCAGGGAUCCAAUCAGAGACGAGCACACAGACAUAGAGCCAAGCUAUGAUUCAUCUUCACGUCAUUCAGAUAAACUCAAUCCUUGUGCUUCAUACUACGGUGACUCUUACUCAAACGUGUUUCACUUGCAGCACCACCUGAAUCGCCACAGCCCUAGCGUGCGUUUUUUAUGUGCAGUUACCAUAGCAACACUCUACCAAAAGCUCAGUAAGGCAGGGCCUCCACCUGCAUCUUGGGACCUUAGUAGACCCUUAGGGGCAAACAGCCAAUCACCAAACAAGGAGGAAGGUAUCGCAGAUUGGAGCUCGGAACUGUGGCGGCUGGGAAGUGCAGUUCUGAGGCACGUCCUGCAGCUGAGAUGUAACGCCCAGGCAAUCGUCAUGCUGCAAGAUACAGGAGCAGCAAACUCUCCAGUGCAGUCCAGCAGGGAAAUCCGCAUUGCUACGGCAAUAUUCCCUACUCUCAGUCUUCUGAAUCAUUCCUGCUGUCCCAACACCAGUCUGGUGUUCAGCACUGCGGCCAGCGCUGAUCCUUCUGGUACAGAUCUGUCUGCAGACUUCAGUGAGAGUGUGACUGAAUGCAGAAACACAGCCUGCGGAGUCACUGUCACUGUCAGAGCAGCCAAAGUUAUAGUAGCUGGACAAGAGAUCUUGCACUGCUAUGGUCCUCACAGCAGCAGGAUGGCCACCCAAGAACGCCAGCGUCUCCUGCAGGAACAGUACUAUUUCAUUUGUCAGUGUGAGGCCUGCACUCUGCAGCAGCAGCAGCAGCAGCAGCAGGAGGAGGAGGAGGAAGAGGGUUCAGAGGGCAGACAGCAGAGGCUGGGUGCUGGAGGCAGUCCACAGUCUGGACUUCUGUGUGGGAAGUGCAAAGGCUCUCUCAAAAAAAACAGCAUGGACAAAGGAAAAGGAUUUAUAUGUCCACAGUCAUUCUGUGGUCAUCGUAUGUCUGCAUCUGAAGUUAGCCACAGGCUGCAGGAGAUCAGGGUCCACCUGGAGAAGGCUGUGGACCUCAUGGAAAGAGAGAGGCCAGAUGAGGCUCUGAGACUGUUGACAAGGACCCAGAGUCCAUCUGGACUGAUCCUUGCAGAGACACACCCACUACAGGGGGAGCUGGCCGAUGCCAUGGCGAGAGCAUAUGCUACAAUGGGUGACUGGAAUAAUGCAGCCUCUCAUCUGGAGAAAAGUGCCACAGCUAUUGGCUCUCAGUACGGAGAAGACAGUAUUGAAUUGGGUCGACAACUCUUCAAAUUAUCUCAACUGCACUUCAAUGGUGGUGCGAGAGACUUGGCCCUCUCUGUCAUCCCCAAGGUCAGACAACUCCUCCUCCUCCACUGUGGCCCUCACUGCGAUGAAUUACAGGAGUUGCAAGCUAUGGAGGACUGUCUACGAGGGUAGUCGUACAUAAACACAAGAGUGGAAAUUUUUACAAUGUAAUUACAGUUUUCAACUCAAAGUGAUUAAAAUCCAUGGAAAUCUAUGAUUGUGGACAUUUCCUGCUUUUGUAUGUAAUAAGAAAUGUAUAUAUUACUGUUUAUGAGCGCUUGUAUGUAUAUACCCAGGUAGUAUUAUACUGAUUUAUAGUAAAUAAUAUACUGUUUUAGAAGCGACAUGCAAGUCUGCACUGCUACUGAAUGGCCACAGGUAUACAUGCAGUUGAUUGUGGCUCUCUGACCUCUUGGUGUCAGAAUGUAGCCAUCAAUAAUUUCAAUUUCAUGCUUGAGUGGGAGUCAUGCAGUGUGUGACAACUUAUCCACCAGGUACUUCCAGGUUACAUGUACUUCUCAAAAUGAAGUAAAUGAAUGUGUUUUUCA